Molecule: messenger RNA, 963 nt
Organism: Suillus clintonianus
Lineage: Eukaryota; Fungi; Basidiomycota; Agaricomycetes; Boletales; Suillaceae
Product: UbiE family methyltransferase
Exons: 1
Coding region: 84-926 (280 amino acids)
Source: RefSeq, a predicted model, not a curated record
CAAACAGACAUACACAACCCCUGUCUUUGACCACGCUGAUAAAAUACCCACGUACCAACCUCCCUCCCAACCUUCCGAUCACAAUGCCAGAGCCCACCGUCAUCUACACACACGGACACCACGAAUCCGUCCUCCGCUCCCACACCUGGCGCACCGCCCAAAACUCCGCCUCCUACCUCCUCCCACACAUCAAACCCAACAUGCACAUCCUCGACAUAGGCUGCGGCCCAGGCACCAUCACCCUUGAUUUCGCCACCCUCGUCGGGCCAAACGGACACAUCACAGGCCUCGAGCCUUCCCCAGGUGCUGUUCUCACUCAAGCUCGCGAUACAGCCCAAAGCCGGGGGAUAACGAACGUGGAGUUUAAAAUCGGGGAUAUCUUUGAACUACAAGAGAUCUUCAGAGAUGCGAACAGGAAAUUCGAUAUCGUGCAUGUCCAUCAGGUAUUACAGCACAUCGACAGGGAGAGGGUAUCAGAGGCUUUGAUGCAGAUGAGGGCUGUUACGAAGCCUGGGGGAAUAGUUGCUGUUCGGGAGACGGAUUUUGCUGCUAUGACUUGGUUUCCUGUUUCCGGGGGGAUGACGGAGUGGGUGGAUACGUAUCAGGUUGUGGCGCGUGCUAAUGGGGGGGAACCGAAUGCGGGGAGGAGGUUGGUGAGAUGGGCGUUGGGGGCGGGGUUUGCGAGAGAUAAGAUUACAAGCUCGGCGGGGACAUGGUGUUUUAGUACCCCUGAAGAGCGGGCGUGGUGGAGUAAGUUGUGGGCUGAUCGGACGGUCUCCUCGAAUUUCAAGACCACGGCACUCAAAAGUGGGCUUGCGGAUGAAGAGAAGCUGAGUAGAAUUGCGGAAUCGUGGACGGAAUGGGGCAAAUCAGAGGAUGGCUGGUUCGCAGUCCUAAACGGCGAAAUCAUCUGUCGCGUCGACUGACAAGCAGAACAUACAUGGAUAUGAUUAUUAUUAUCAC